Trematomus bernacchii (emerald rockcod) is the source of this 534-nucleotide messenger RNA. Its product is annotated as Fanconi anemia core complex-associated protein 24-like. Gene Ontology annotation, cellular component: Fanconi anaemia nuclear complex. Gene Ontology annotation, biological process: interstrand cross-link repair. Gene Ontology annotation, molecular function: chromatin binding. Lineage: Eukaryota; Metazoa; Chordata; Actinopteri; Perciformes; Nototheniidae. The record is from RefSeq and is a predicted model, not a curated record.
ACGAGGCGUCUGCUCCACCACUGAACUGCAGACGAAGAAGACAUUUGGAUGUUUUGGAGGCAACAAAGCAGACAGCUAACAGUCAGCUAACUCGUCUCCAUGGAUACAGUUUCAAUACUCUCUCUCUAUAUAUAUUAUAUUGUAUUAACAGUUGUGAUUUAAUGGAGACCAAAGCGCCUUCUCUGCUGAAUGCGGUUCCUCCUUACGGACAUGUUAUAACCAGCGAGAAAUGGAGGAAUUCGUCCCUUAUUCAAAGCUUAAAGGGUGGAGGAGUGAAAAUCCUGUUUGAGAAUGAGCUCGGUGUCGCAGAUUUCCACCUGCCCAACAAAAGCUGCAUCCUGUACGUGUCCGAGUGCGACAUCAUAGCAGGAAACAGCUACAAGAGGAAACUGGUCCGCUACAGAAAUACCAGCAGCAGUUUCCAGGAGCUGGUGCUGGUGGAGAAGACGCGGCUCAGUGAGCAGAACUUCUCCGCCGUGCAGAAGUUUGUUGUGUUGGACCUGGGUUUGACUCUGCUGCCGGUCAGCGGGCAGA